Messenger RNA from Musa acuminata subsp. malaccensis (wild Malaysian banana), 4142 nucleotides. Its product is annotated as squamosa promoter-binding-like protein 15. Gene Ontology annotation, cellular component: nucleus. NCBI's taxonomy places the organism in Eukaryota, Viridiplantae, Streptophyta, Magnoliopsida, Zingiberales, Musaceae. Gene Ontology annotation, molecular function: DNA binding. The record is from RefSeq and is a predicted model, not a curated record.
AGAAGCGACGAGAUGAGACGAGAGAAGAGACGCCAGCCGAAAAAGAAUAAUAGAGUAGCGAAAGGAAAUGAGACGCUGUGGGAAGAGAUAGAGAGGAGGAAGAAGAGAGUUCCACGCCGAGUGACGAAGAUCUUGCUGCCUUCUUACGUCGAUCGGUUCUUCCCCUAGAUCUCCUCCUCCCUCCGAUCCGCUUCCCCGAGUGCUUUUCUUUUUGUUUUGUUUGUGGGAGGUUGCGCUGGUGGUUUUGGCGACGGAGGUGAGAUCUGGAAAUUAUGGAGGAGAAGAUCUAGUAUUCGGCCUUCAGGUUGGAAUCUGAUCGAGUGUUGGAUCAGGGGAGGUGCCGCUGUCGCCUGAACAGAAGGUUGGUUCUCUUUCUCUGGUGGCGAUCGAGGGGGGAUUUAAGUUUGAUUUGGUCGCUGAAGAUGGAGGGAGAGGUGGGUGCGCAGGUCGCCCCGCCCAUCUUUUUUCACCACCGUCAGGCCCUCCCUGGACCUUUUCAUGAGACCCCGCUGCUCCUAAAGAAGCGGGAUUUCCCGUGGAAGAAUAACCCCAGCUUCCAGCACAACCAGCAGCAGGACAGCAGGCAGCGGCUGAUGGGCGCUUCACUCCCGGACCCGAGCGGUAAUUGGAACCCCAAGAUGUGGGAUUGGGACAGCGAGAGGUUCGUGGCGAAGCCCUCCUCCGCUGCGUCGGAGAUCCUCUCCCUGGGUUCCCAGCCGGCUUCUGCGGCCGCUGCCGUGGCCGAUAAAGGGGACGGGGGACCCAAAGAUUCGGUUUUGGGCAGGAACUUGGAAGAGGAUGACCAGAACCUAGCGCUGAAGCUAGGAGGCCGAGCGUACUCGGCGGAUGAGCCGACGACGAGGCCUAGCAAGAGGGUGAGGUCCGGCUCGCCAGGGAGCGGCUGCAACUACCCGAUGUGUCAAGUGGAUGAUUGCCGGGCGGAUCUGUCGAGCGCCAAGGAUUAUCACAGGCGGCACAAGGUGUGCGAGAUGCACAGUAAGACUGCCAAGGCACUUGUCGGUAAGCAGAUGCAGAGAUUCUGUCAGCAGUGCAGCAGAUUUCAUCCGCUUUCAGAGUUUGAUGAGGGGAAGAGAAGCUGUAGGAGGAGGCUCGCAGGGCAUAAUCGACGCAGAAGGAAGACACAACCAGAGGAUGCUUCUUCUAGACUACUGCUUCCUAGAAACCAACAGAAUAUGACAAAUGGGAGUUUGGAUAUAGUUAACUUGUUUGCGAUGCUAGCACACUUGCAAGGUAACAAUCAAGUUAAACCAACCAGCAUCCAUCCUCUGCCUGAUAGAGAUUGUCUUGUUCAACUUAUUAGUAAGCUAAGUGCGUCAAAUAAUGCAAACCCUUCCGCAAGAUCAUCCGUACCUGAAGGUUUUGAUUUGAAUGUAUCUCAAGUCCCAGCACAAGCUUCCUUUGGGCAGUCACCAAAGGCAAAUGGGGAUGAAAAUUCACCUUCCAAAAUGAACCUGUUGGCAGUUCUCUCUGCAGCUCUAGCUGCAUCUACUCCUGACGCCGCCACAUCUCUUUCACAAGGGAGCAGUGAAAGUAGUGGCAAUGAUAAGAACAAGCUACAAAAUGUUGAACCCUCCAGUCACAGUAACUCAACUAAUGUCUGUUCUUAUGUUGGACGUCUGAGCAAUAACUGCAUCAGUCAAUCUCGGGUAGAUGUACCUCAGCAGACGGUUGAGCAAGCCCGGAAAAAUUUACCUCUCCAGCUUUUUGGUCCUGCUGAUAAUGACAGUCCUCCAGAACUGGGAUCCGCAACUAAAUAUCUGUCCUCAGAAAGUAGCAACCCUAUGGAAGAGAGGUCUCCUUCAUCUUCUCCCCCUGUUACAAAGAAGCUAUUCCCUCUACACUCAACAAUGGAUAUGGUGAAAUACUCACAAGCAUCAGAAUGCCAGGAAGACAAAGCAACUGUUGAUUUAAGCUCCAGUCACGGUGGGAUUGCACCGCUUGUGCUCUUCAAGGAGUCAGAAACACGAGUUGUGAAUGGGACAAUUCAGAAUCUACCAUAUCGAGUAGGCUACAAAUCUUCUGGCUCAGACCACUCCCCUUCUAGUUCAAAUUCUGAUACUCAGGAUCGGACUGGACGGAUUAUUUUCAAGCUCUUUGGCAAGGAUCCAGGCAGUUUUCCUGAGACUCUUCGUGCUCAGGUAUUGAAUUGGCUUUCAAAUAGCCCAUCAGAGAUGGAGAGCUAUAUUCGGCCUGGUUGUGUGGUCCUAUCAAUCUAUUUAUCGAUGCCAUCUAUUGCAUGGAAUGCACUUGAAGACAAUCUUCUUCAGCGUGUCACUUCUUUAGUUCAAGACUCUGAAACUGAGUUUUGGAGAAGUGGGAGAUUUUUAAUUCGUACAAAUAGACAGCUGGUGUCACAUAAGGAUGGUAAGAUCAGAUUGUCUAAAACUUGGAGGGCAUGGAGUGCUCCAGAGUUGAUGUGUGUAUCACCUGUUGCUGUGGUAGGUGGGCAGGAAACUUCCCUUGCACUAAAGGGUCGCAAUUUGACCGUUCCGGGCACCAAGAUCCACUGCACUUACAUGGGUAAAUACAUGUCAAAAGAAGUUCUUUGCUCAGCAUAUCCUGGCACCAUAUACGAUGAUUCCUGUGUGGAAAGGUUUGACUUUCUUGGAGGAUCUCCAAAUGUCUAUGGUCGCUUUUUUAUUGAGGUGGAAAAUGGUUUCAAGGGGAACAGCUUUCCUGUUAUUAUCGCUGAUGAUAGUAUCUGCCAGGAAUUGAGAGCUCUUGAAUCUGACUUUGAGGAAGAUGUUCAAACACCAGAUGCCAUCCCAGAGGAAGAGGUUCAUAACAGUGUGCGACCCAGGUCAAGGGAAGAUGCUUUGCACUUCCUAAAUGAACUUGGUUGGCUGUUUCAGAGGACACAAGCGUCAUGCAGCCCUCUGUUUGCUGAUUUUUCCAGCACACGGUUGAAGUACCUCCUCACAUUUUCAGUUGAGCGAGAUUGGUGUGCUCUUAUUAAAACGCUUCUGGAUAUUCUUGUGGAAAGAAGCUUAAGGAAUGAUACUAUAAAGCAAGAGUCACUGAAAAUGCUUUCAGAAGUUGAACUCUUGAACAGAGCAGUUAAGAGAAAGUGCAGGAAAAUGGUAGAUUUGCUUCUUCAUUAUUGCGUAAGCCAUGGACAAGAUGUGACAAAGGUGUAUCUUUUUACCCCCAACAUGUCUGGUCCUGGUGGAAUCACCCCACUGCAUAUGGCUGCAUCUAUGCAAGACUCAGAGGACAUGGUUGAUGCACUCACUAAUGAUCCACAGGAGAUUGGGUUGAAGUGCUGGAACUCAUUACUGGAUGACAAUGAUCAGUCCCCCUUCAUGUAUGCUAUGUUGAGGAACAAUCUUUCGUAUAACAGACUGGUGGAGAGAAAGCUUGCUGACAGGGCGAAUGACCAGGUCACCAUACUAGUUGAAGGCGGAGAAAUAUCCAUAGAUGGAUCAUGGGUAGGAGGAUCAAACAGGCAUGGUGCUCAAAAUUCACAACUAAGAUCUUGUGCACAAUGUGCUUUGGUGGGGACUGCACGGCUCAGACGAAAUGCUCGAUCCAAGGGACUGCUUCAACGCCCUUACGUCCAUUCAUUGCUCGCAAUCGCCGCAGUUUGUGUCUGUGUCUGUGUAUUUUUCCGGGGCGCACCACAGAUUGGUUCUAUUGAGCCGUUCAAAUGGGAGAAUCUAGACUUUGGCCCCAGAUAGUUUCAGUUGAUUAGUCAUGGUGCAACUGAAGUAUAGGUGAUUCAGAUAUGAAGACACUGAAAGUAGUGUUGCCUUGGUUUUGACACUGGCACCUUGUAACAUAAUAUGGAGAAGUGGCUGAUGGCAGGCAAGACAAGCUUGGGAUGAGUGGUUUGGUCAAGAAAACCUUUUCACUAGCGAGGCCCUUGAGAAAGCAGGUACCAGGACGCAGAUCGGAGUUGGGUGGGAGAAUGGUGGUUCCCUCAAGCUGCCAAAGUAGACGAAGAAAACUCUGGGUACUAACUUUGCCUGUACUUAGAAGAAUCCCUUGGCUAUAAUUGUUGAUUAUUGUAUUAUGGUUCUGCCUUUUUGUGGUAUCUUUCCUUUUUAAAUCUAUGGAAAAGACAACACGAGAAGCCCACCAUGUGUUUGUAAUAACUUGGGGAGGAAAGAGGAAUUGUAUCA